Messenger RNA from Limulus polyphemus (Atlantic horseshoe crab), 546 nucleotides. RefSeq lists its product as uncharacterized. The coding region runs from base 1 to 546 and encodes 181 amino acids. The transcript is spliced from 4 exons. NCBI's taxonomy places the organism in Eukaryota, Metazoa, Arthropoda, Merostomata, Xiphosura, Limulidae. The record is from RefSeq and is a predicted model, not a curated record.
AUGGCAGUUUUGUUUUGUCUUCGCCAGAUUUGUGAAACAGAAAAAGAAAUGAAGAAGAAGAAAAAGAGCCACCCUAAGCCUUUGGCUUCAAAUACGGUUACACAAUCUCCUAAAAAACCUGCACUAAGGACAGAAUAUUUCAGACCAAACCUGGAGGACCCUGAAACUCAGGUUGCGGCACUAAUCAGUGCUGAUGCUAAUGUUUCUGAGACAAACACUUGGAUAACCACGGAGAAACUGAUUUCCGCUAUCAGUCACACUCCAUCACCCCCGGUUCCGAAACAGCUCCCCAUUACUCCGGAGAAAGGUCCAAGCCCUACAUCUGGGAGGUUGUUAUCACCCAGUGACCGAUCGUCUGUGUUCACCAGAGCGCCACCUGUUGAGAACGGGGACGUCGUAACUUUGUUGUCGGAAUCGUCUUCCAGCAGACAGUCUACAGCUAGAACGUUUUCAUCUAGGGCCCCGCCUUCAAGGAGAGAAAAGUCCACAACCAUGGAAUACAUCUUGUCUUACUUGCAACAGCUAGAAAGGGUACAGCAAUGCUGA